Messenger RNA from Galendromus occidentalis (western predatory mite), 688 nucleotides. Its product is annotated as von Willebrand factor. The record is from RefSeq and is a predicted model, not a curated record. The coding region runs from base 247 to 651 and encodes 134 amino acids. Lineage: Eukaryota; Metazoa; Arthropoda; Arachnida; Mesostigmata; Phytoseiidae. The transcript has 4 exons.
ACACCAUGAUAUGAUUUCUUCAAAGCAAUGUUGGACGGCUAAGUACUCUCAUCGCGGAACGAGGGAGAGAACACAUCUUAUAGUGCUUGGCAUAGAGGAGACGCUCGCUUCUUGUCGUGAGUCGUGACCAGACUCGAAGACGGUAUCAUCCGUCAGGCACACGUUCGCAGUCUUUGCUUGGGAGAAAUUUUGUGUGAACUCUGAGCUGCAUAUUGUUCCGAAGAAUCCAUCGAAACGGAAGAGAACAUGAUCCGACUUCAUGUUUUCGCUCUGAUGGGCCUGGCGUGCUUGUUGUGUGCAGUGGAUUACGUGGAAUCUUGCCGACUGAAAAUGCUGCCGACCCACGGUACGAGACGCUACUUCAGGCUACAAAUAAACAACGAACGAUGCUUCAAUCCAGAUACAGUCGAGGGAGUGGCAGAGUGUCGGGGGGGCUGUGAAUCUACGUCCAUGUACACCCCAGGGAACUCGACAAUCGAUCGCCAGUGUAAUUGUUGCAUCCCGGUCGGAAAACCUAAUAAGGUCGAAGUGGUGAUCGAGUGUCCCUCUGGAUCCACAUUCAGACGGCAUAUGCUGGUCCCGUCGGACUGUUCUUGCGAUCCAUGCGAAACCUUGACGAAUAUCAACGCCGACAUCCCAAUACCGAAAUGAGUCAAAAGUCCCCAAUUGUAUAGUGUACAAAGAAUUC